Malurus melanocephalus (red-backed fairy wren) is the source of this 3169-nucleotide messenger RNA. It is a transcript of the gene SLC35D2, whose product is annotated as solute carrier family 35 member D2. Gene Ontology annotation, molecular function: antiporter activity; GDP-fucose transmembrane transporter activity. NCBI's taxonomy places the organism in Eukaryota, Metazoa, Chordata, Aves, Passeriformes, Maluridae. The transcript is spliced from 12 exons. Bases 122 to 1123 code for a protein of 333 amino acids. Gene Ontology annotation, cellular component: Golgi apparatus. The record is from RefSeq and is a predicted model, not a curated record.
GGUCCCGCCGCCGCCGCUGGUCGGGGACGGGCCGGGCAGAAGCAGCAGGAGGAGCGACGGCCCCACAGCUGCCCUGGUGCAGCCCGCCGUGCGGCCCUCCUCGCCGCCGCUCCUCACCGCCAUGAGCACAGGGCAGGCCGCGGAGGAGGAGGCGGACGCUGCCGCCGAGCCGCCGGCACUGCCCAGGGUGCUCUCGGCGCUCUUCUACGGGACGUGCUCCUUCCUCAUCGUGCUGGUGAACAAGUCGCUCCUCAGCGCCUACAGCUUCCCAUCACCAAUGUUUCUUGGAAUUGGACAGAUGAUAGUCACUAUACUUAUCUUGUAUGUGUCAAAACUAAUUAAGAUUGUUCACUUCCCUGAUUUUGACAAAAGUAUACCUGUGAAGUUGUUUCCUCUGCCUCUGAUUUAUAUUGGAAACCACUUAAGUGGAUUAUCAAGUACCAGAAAACUCAGUUUGCCGAUGUUUACAGUGCUCAGGAAGUUUGCCAUUCCACUUACUUUACUGCUGGAAAUCAUCAUACUGGGGAAACGGUACCCACUGAAUAUUAUAGUCAGUGUAUUUACCAUCAUUCUUGGAGCUUUCAUAGCUGCUGGGUCUGAUCUGUCUUUCAAUUUGGAGGGCUACAUCUUUGUGUUGCUAAACGAUAUCUUCACAGCAGCAAAUGGAGUUUAUACAAAGCAGAAAAUUGAUCCAAAGGAGUUGGGAAAAUAUGGUGUCCUGUUCUAUAAUGCUUGUUUCAUGGUGAUUCCAACAGCUACUAUUAGCUAUUUUACUGGAGACUUUCAGCAGGCAACACAUUUCCAGCACUGGACAAAUUUUUUGUUUGUCUUUCAAUUUGUUCUUUCCUGCUUUUUGGGGUUUCUCUUGAUGUAUUCUACUGUCUUAUGCAGUCAUUACAAUUCUGCACUCACAACAACUGUAGUUGGUGCCAUCAAGAAUAUAUCCAUCGCUUACAUUGGAAUGUUGAUUGGUGGAGAUUACAUAUUUUCCAUGUUAAACUUUAUAGGGCUAAAUAUUUGUAUGGCAGGAGGACUGAGAUACUCAUUUUUAACAUUAAGAGGAAGCAGCAAGCCUGCRCAAUCUGGGGAUGAAGUGAAUGCUGCUCCUGAGUCAAAGACUUAGACAAAAUGCCUGCCUUKAAUGAGACUGAAGAUACAAGUUUGUUUAGCAUCGCCGCGCUGGGAACUUAAAUAAGUAUAUGCUGGAACAUAUUGGGAACAGGAAAAAACAUCUACCUCAAUUGUCACAGACAUGCACACAAUUCACUGGCUCAGAAAUAUUCUUGCACACCAUGUUUUUACACAUAGACUGGCUGAAUUUUAGUUGGAUUUUUUUGGGGUUUUUUUUUUGUUUGUUUGUUUUUUUGUUUUUUUUUUUAACACUGCAAGUCAUUUUAUAGGAAGGAAUGCUAUAAGCAAAUCUCAAGUUGUACAUUUCUGCAUUUACCUGUACUUGGGUGCUAUUUCAACAAGAUCUGUGAGUUAUGUUUCAGUGACUGCCGGUAGUUUCAUGAGGCAAAACUCCCUGUAAAGAUCRUGAGGCUUGAUUUACCAUUGACUCAUGCCAUAUGCAAUCCUUGUUAUCAGUGAAGAGAGGAAAGGUCCCAGUGGUUCGGAUUGAUUUCAUGCAUGUUAUUUGCUCUUGGGUAAGUGGUAUAGAACAUAUGGGGCAAAGAGGAUAUGUGCCCCCAGAUUGUUCCCUGUGUAAGUAUCAACUGAAAAAUUCAGGCUAUGUAUGUGUGUGUUUAUGUACAUUGUGUAGGCAUUCUGUCUCUCUGUUUUACUCAUCCUCAACCACAMCAUGCUGUUCUGCUGCAAUUGGCACAAUGUUUUAAGUGAACCCUCAUAACUUUGCAGCAGAUCAAGGAGAGCAGGGAAAUUAUWGGGGAUAUUUUAAUAUAUAAAGACUUUUUGUUGUGUGUCUGCAAGUCAGUACCAACAAAGUACUGGCUGUUUUGGUUUAGGUAGAUUUUUUCCUUUUGUAUUACRGUCGUCUCCUGUGACUUUUGUCUGUAACCACGUUGCUGCAGAGAAGUGGUGCCACUAUGUAUGAGUAGGGAGGGGAAACAUUGAUAUACGGAAGACUGAUUUGUGUUUAAAUGAAGAGAAAUGGUCAGUGUCCUGUUGUGUCUUAUAUAUACAAUGAAAGCUUAUCGUGUACUAGUUUGUGCUUUGAAUUCUGAGCAAGGACUUAUUACAAGCCUGGGGAUUACUACAGUAGGCACAGCUGGUACAGUGGUUAAGAGGCCCAGACUGUGAUGGUCUGAGUUAUCAGCUGCGACAAUAAUGCCCAAAUACUUUUUUGAAAAUACAGUUGGUAAUGCUUACCUCUGAGGAUAAUGUUAAUCUUUGAAAACAUGAUAGAAGCGUUGAAGUGUUGGAAGACAGCAGAGUGAUUGAUGUUGUUGAAGUUCUCAAUUCCCUGGAAGCAUAAGCCAAGAUCUUUGAAAAUAAUCAAAUCGAAAGAAGAUUUUUAAAGACUUUCACAUGGAACCAGGGUUGUCUAAUGACUUGUUUGGUCCCUGCUUGAAUUAAGAUACAGCUAAAAAAAUCUGAAAGGCAUUAGUCUGUGURUAGCACAUGAAUGACCAGUCUGGAUUAGAUCUAAGAAACUUGUGGGUAACUCACACCAGAAGCUUCAGGGAGUGACUGGGCUUCCCACUGCCAGCUUGGAUUUGAGUGGCAAGAGGAGCAGUAACUGCAGAUACUAGGAGUGGAAUUUAAGGGCACAGUCAAAGCRAGAAGAGAAAUCUGAGCUAUCCAUUUGCUCACAGCUGGCUAAGAAUGUGACUUUCAUUUUCUACCUACUGAAGACCUGUGGAGGGAAAGUGUUGCUGCAAAUGAUUUUGAGUGAUCUUCUGUUUUUAAAGAUUUUCUUUAUACUGAAAAAGCCUUCAAUAUUUUUGAGUGUAUUCUUUUAUAAGACUCUUCUUUCUUGAGAUGUUCUCUACCUCCACUAUUCAAAAUAUUGAAUCUUGAUUCUYUGCCAUGAGACACUGUAUUGGAAGGUUUCAUUAAUUAUGAAAUUAGCAUGAGUGCCAUUUGAUUGCAAUACUGAUGAACACACAAUGGCACCUGCUAAAGAAGGUGUAGUUCCCACAAAGGAACAUCUACUGUGUGCAUAUAUUCAUUAAUAUUUUGCUGUACCUUUUAUAAAUAAAAAUAUAUG